Cercospora beticola is the source of this 2110-nucleotide messenger RNA. Its product is annotated as Cox15p. Gene Ontology annotation, biological process: heme A biosynthetic process. Lineage: Eukaryota; Fungi; Ascomycota; Dothideomycetes; Mycosphaerellales; Mycosphaerellaceae. Gene Ontology annotation, cellular component: mitochondrial inner membrane. The record is from RefSeq and is a predicted model, not a curated record. Gene Ontology annotation, molecular function: oxidoreductase activity, acting on NAD(P)H, heme protein as acceptor.
CGUGCAUCUGAAUUGGUGAUGACUUCGACGACUUCCUCUCCCUCUCAUUCGAUAUUGGACUCUCUCCCUCUGGCGGCCAGCGAUGGCAUCGAUAUUCGGUUCAGCGCCCAUACGGGCACGCCUAGCCUUCAAGGCAGCAUACCAGGAUGCCUUCGUUUGUCGAAGGUGCAUGCAACAGCAGGCGAAAUCUCCGCAGAUCUGGAAGGCGAAACAGCAGACUCCAUUCCUCCAGGCCUUUCGCAAAGGUGGUCCAGCGGGCUCGCGAGCACAAUCAUCCGCCGCACAGUCGCCGACAUCCCCUCUAGGAGCGUUGGGAAGGACGUUGGGUGAUGCUCCAGCGCGACAAAUCCCGACAUCGAAUGCGAGAAUAUCCUCAUUCCCAGAGACUAGCUCCAAAUCGGUCGCAUACUGGCUGUUAGGCUCAGCCGCUUCCGUCUUUGGAAUUGUCGUAUUUGGUGGUCUCACGCGAUUGACGGAAUCUGGUCUGAGCAUCACGGAAUGGCGGCCAGUGACCGGCUCUUUCCCACCACGCGAUCAGGCAGCAUGGGAAGAAGAGUUCGCCUUGUACAAGCUUUCUCCGGAGUUCAAAAUGUUGAAUAGCAGGAUGAACUUGGAGGAGUUCAAGCAGAUUUACUGGAUGGAGUGGGGACACCGACUAUGGGGGCGUGUGGUUGGCAUCACUUUCCUGUUGCCAACUGCAUACUUCAUCAUCAGGCGAAGGGUCAGCAAGCCAAUGGCUCUUCGGCUGGUCGGCAUAAGUGGUCUUAUUGGAUUCCAAGGCGUCAUCGGCUGGUGGAUGGUCAAGAGCGGGCUCAAAGACGAUCUGUUCAAGCAAGGCCAACAGCCACGAGUGUCUCAAUACAGACUGGCAGCACACCUGGGUACCGCCUUCAUCGCAUACCUAUGCAUGUUCUGGAAUGGACUGCACAUCCUGAAGGAGCGCAGUCUAUUGAAAGACCCAGUAGAGGGCGCAAAACUACUCGAGACCUUGAAGCGGCCAGAGCUGAAGAGAUUCAAGACUCUGGUAGCCGGGCUCGCGGUGCUGACCUUCGUUACAGCCAUGUCGGGAGCGCUGGUCGCUGGUCUUGACGCAGGACUGAUCUACAAUGACUUCCCAUGGAUGGGUCAAGGCCUACUUCCACCGAAGCGGGAGAUGUUCGAUCCCUUCUACUCGCACAGCGAGGAUCAGAAGGACUUGUACUGGCGGAAUGCUCUUGAGAACCCAGUCCUCGUCCAGCUCGACCACCGAAUUUUGGCGACAACAACCUUCACUGCCAUCAUGGCACUGUGGGCAUACAGCAGAUUCAGCCCGGCUGUUCGGGCGACACUACCUCGCAAAGGCAAAGUUGGCAUGCUCGGCGUGGUGCAUCUGGUCAGCUUGCAGGUCACCCUAGGCAUUACGACUCUCUGGUAUCUCGUUCCGACUCCCUUGGCAGCAGCACAUCAAGCUGGUGCAUUAGCACUGCUCACUGGUGUGUUCUUGCUCGGCAGCAGGCUGUACGUGCCAAAGCGGACUAUGCGACUGGUGCAGAACGCGCUCAGACAGACCCAGUCAAAGACUACUACUGCCAAGGGUCCCCGGCCCGAGUUGACUUCCCACUGAUAUGCAAAGCAACUCUUGCGCGAUGGCUUCGGCUAGCACUCUCCCUACUCUACUCGAAAUUAGCGCUGUACAUUCUAUUGUAGACAUAGAUUCAUGACAAGAGGAAGUCACGAGGCCCAAGAGCCCAAUAACAGCCAAGUCUUGCCUCGUUCCGUCUCGCUCACAUGUUCAAUAGGCCUAAUUGCAGGCUGCGAACACUAUUGCAGCACAAUGAUUUCCUGGAGACCACGUACCGCGGAGAUCGAAUGACAACAACCUGCGCCUCUGCGCCGCAGAUUGGCAUACUGUGGACUUGGUUUUAAGAGGACUGUUAUACGGAGUGGUUUCGACAGCCGUGCAUGUGCACAUAUCUGCCACUCUGCACAAGCCAGCAUUGGUCAGAGCCACCACCUACUUUUUGCAAGCUCGACUCGUCUCGACUUUGUCGACUUCCCGCAUGCGCCACGCGAGGUCGCACACUGAGGUGUUUUAUGCAGGUACUUCGGGAGCUCGGUUGCAAGCCCCACC